CUCAAAGAAGCAGCGCUCUUUUUGACAUUGACAACCGUUGUUUCUUCUUCAUUGUUCGGCUGUGAUGAUGGGGUCGUCAUGGUAGAGGUUUAAUUGUUCUGUGUGAAACAACGAUGUUCUGGGUUUUUAUGCGGCUGUCUUGCUGGUGAUGAGUGUGAUGAGAGCCAAAGACAGACUUAGCAGGUUAGUUAGUUUAUGGAUGAUACCAACAGUCCCAUCGUCUAUUAUGCAAGAUUCCUCGCUCUCGGGCUACAAGGAUGAUUGAAAUGAUCCACAGAGGUUACAUUCCGGCGCCCAUGAUGGAUUGGAUUGCUGUGGAACAGUUUCUUGAUGGUUUGAUAGCGGACAAACAAUGAUGCCGGUGACGCCCAAGCAGCCAAAGCGCUGCAGUCAUCAGGCUUUUUCAAAGCCGGGAACAAAGUGGAAAAACCAGUUUGGAGCAAGUGUGCGAUGUCAGUGUCAUUCCAAAAGAUUUCAUUCCGUUACCACCGUUGGAAAAAGAGUUGUCAACGCACCACAACAAUGGUUGCUGUUCGUCGGGUCCUCACCAAAAACAACCGUACCCGGUACAUUCCGAAGGACUGAUCUCUCGCUUCACUGAACAGAGGUCCACUUCUUGGUCCUCACAACACAAAAAGCAGAGCUGAUCCAUCUGGCCAGCCCUAAUAAUAGAAGCUGUCGUUCCCAAAAGUUUGUACCAGGAAGCUGCGAGAAUACAUACAAAAUGACCACACAAGAAGAACUUGCUAGUACCUCCUGGGCUGAAUUCCAGACGCGAUACAGCCCAAGCGUUUCGGACGAGGCAAUCUUUCGUCGAACUCUGCCCACUCGAUACCGUAGGGCCAUUGCCAAAGAGCUAGAAGCUGCCGUUUUCUAUGCUUCGAAAUCGGUUACGGUGAUGCAAAUCUUUGCGUGCGAUGAAGGAUGCCCGCACAUCCAAUUCACGGUACGUAGAUGCCGUGUUACAAGGCAUCCAUCGAAGCAUUCAACAUUAUGGUCGUGAUGGCUGGACACUCCAAAAGCUGCAAAUCCAGAGUUACUUUGAACUCAACCGCGCCCAGAUGGAUAAGCUCCUGUGGGUGGCCCCAAAGGAGUUGGAGCUGUGCAUACAUGCACAUUUGGAAGAAGAGGAGCCAGAGCAGGGGGGAACCUGUACUCGCGAUUGGUCCAUGUGCGGUCUACAGACACUCAGCUUUGACUAUUACAGUGAGCUAGAUGAUGCUGCCUUUGUUGCCUUGCUGGAGACUCUCAGCAAACUGUCAUCUUUGCAGUCACUCAGCUUGAAUGCUUGUCCAGAAGGCGAGGAACCGUUGGAAGAUAUCGAAGGAGUGGGAUUCAACAGAGAGAAAAUCACCGGCCCAUUGGUGCAAGUCCUUGAAAACAACCCGAACAUUCAUUACCUUCAACUAUGCACGUUCCUUCCGGAAGCAGGACCCUUCUGCGAUCAGUUGCAGCGGUGCAACAAUCUGAAGAAAAUACACUUGAAACAGCUCAAAAGUGUAGAGGAAGGCGGAGACUUGCGCUAUUUUGAGCUACUUUUUGCGGCUCUGUCAAGCAAGGACCUCAUAGUGGACGAGUUGAAAUAUGAAUACAUGGACUCUGACGAAACCAACGAAACCCCCUGGGGUCCCUCUGGAGUUAUGUAUCCCAUUGCCCUAAACAAAGGGGGCCUUCGUCAAAAGAUGGUUGACGAGUCCAUUAAUAGCAAGGAGCUCUUUAAUAUGUUGACUCCGCUCUGCAGCAGUGAGGCAGAAAGAGAAACAAGGCGUGCAGCAAUGAUGGAGAUGGUUAGCAGCGAGUUGGCUGAUUACGACAGAGCAAAGAAGGAGCACGCAUUGGGAAAUUCGGACCAUCGAUUGUUGUUUCAAGCAAGUUUUACUAGUGGUAUGAUGGUGCCUUAUGUUGCAAGCAGGUACGGAAACAAGCCAAUGCAAGACUUGAAGGAUACUUGCAUGAUCUAUGGACUGUUGCGUCAGUCACCUGCUAUCUGGCUGAAGAUGGCAAACAACGAUCAAGAGGAGGAUGCCAAGCCAAAAGCAAGGAAGUGUCCAGCAACGCAAGGUAAGGCCGGCCCAACCAGAAAGAAACCAAAGCAGUCAACAACGUAGCAAAGUGAGGAGACGUGUCGAUUCUUGGUUUCAGUUGCCAUUGAUGUUUGGUGUACAUUUGCUUACGGCAGCACCCCUUGGCUGAACACUCCCACAAGUGCUAAGAUUAGAUACAUGACGCUUAAUACCGCUUACCUACCUACUCUAGAUUGAAAAUGGCGUGCUGGCUAGAGUCCCCGCAAUGGAUUAGCAUGGAGAGUGGC
Messenger RNA from Seminavis robusta, 2311 nucleotides. The record is from the annotation of a GenBank genome assembly. NCBI's taxonomy places the organism in Eukaryota, Bacillariophyta, Bacillariophyceae, Naviculales, Naviculaceae.